AAUGUGCAGGGAUUGGAGGCCAGCGAGGCUGGUCAGCAACUGCUUAGGAGAAGUAGGCUCAGAGAUGGGGAGGUGGUAGGACCUGCUGCUCUUAGCUUCAAGGGCCAUGACACUGGUAACAGGGUUGCUGCUGCUGCUGCUGGCCGUCAAUAUUGGUCUGGCCCAGAAGAGUCUGGAAGAGGUGCCAGUGCAGCCGGACUUUGAUGCACAGAAGGUGGAAGGACGUUGGCUUACCAUCCGGCUGGCCACCAGCCUCAAGGACCUGUUCUUGCCUACUGACCCCCUGAGACUUUCUCUUCACUCCAUUUGGACCAGAGACAGUGGGGAUGUGGACUUUGUGCUGUUUGAGAUAGGUAAAGGGGUCUGCACAGGAUUCAAUGUUACCGUCCGUCCAACUGGGCUCCAAGGCCAGUACCAAGGAACCACUGAGGCGGGCAGCUUGCAAGUCCAUUUCGUCAGCACUGACUACAGCAACCUCAUUCUUUAUGUGCGCUUUGAGGACAACGAGGUCACCAACCUGUGGGCACUUCUAGCAAGAAGAAUGCUUGAGGACCCUACAUGGCUGGGGAAAUACCUGGUGUUUGUAGAGAGAUUCCACCUUCAAAAGGCCCCCAUCUUCAACACAGCUGGCCAGUGUCCUCCAGAUGGGACCUAG
This is a messenger RNA of Acomys russatus (golden spiny mouse), 655 nucleotides long. RefSeq names its product salivary lipocalin. Lineage: Eukaryota; Metazoa; Chordata; Mammalia; Rodentia; Muridae. Gene Ontology annotation, molecular function: small molecule binding. The coding region runs from base 107 to 655 and encodes 182 amino acids. The transcript is spliced from 6 exons. The record is from RefSeq and is a predicted model, not a curated record.